This is a messenger RNA of Kuraishia capsulata CBS 1993, 1173 nucleotides long. RefSeq lists its product as uncharacterized. The coding region runs from base 1 to 1173 and encodes 390 amino acids. The transcript has a single exon. NCBI's taxonomy places the organism in Eukaryota, Fungi, Ascomycota, Pichiomycetes, Pichiales, Pichiaceae. The record is from RefSeq and is a predicted model, not a curated record.
AUGGCCUCGAACGCUCGCUUUAACACAGAGGUUGCGGCCUAUCCGCAAUAUCCAAUACAUCACCACCAUCCCCAGCAACAACAUCAGCAGAUGUUGCACCAACAACAUGUUUCCCUUCAGCAGCAACAACAACAACAACAACAACAUCACCAGGGGCACCAACAACAACACCAGGUUCCCCAUGGACACGGCCACGGCCAAUCAGAUUACUCACAAGAUUACUCAAGCUGGGACUUGAUGGAAUCUUCCAGCUAUGACCCGUUAUCACAGUACAUUCUGAACGACGCGGAAUUACAGACAUCUUCUGAUGUCAAUCUAGAGGACAUUCUAAAGGACGAUGACCCUUUACUGAAAUUCACCACCGGAGCCAUAACGCCCAAAGACGAGGAGCUCUUUGAGUUCGUGAAAAGCAGUCCUGGAGUUUCGGAGGACGAAGAAGCAGAUUCCACCAUUGUGGUGGCCAACGAGGUGGAUGUGAAACGAGCCACCAAAGAGGCUGACAAACAAGUUUUCACCAAGGUUCUCGGUCUUGGAAUCGACUUCAAGAGCUCAAUGCCGAAGAAAUUACCGGUAUUUGAGAAUGCAACCGUUUUGGGACCGAUUGCUCCGAAGCUGAAAAAGAGCAAGUCUACUUUGAACGCCAAAAGCCUCGUGAACAAUUCUCCAGUUUUGAAAAACAGCGGGUUCCAUUCGACAAACUCGACUCCUACUUUCGGAAGAAACAGAACGCUUUCGCUGAGCGAAUGUUCGUCAACCCUCAGUUUUCCUCCGAAGGAUAGCAAGCCCAAGGUUAAUAUCAAGAACUCGAAGCAGUUCGCCUUUAUCGUGGAACAGAGUCCUCCACAGGCAAUCUUCAAGCACAAUCCAAACUCUUCGAACUCAACCUCGCCUCGUUCCAACUCCAACUCGCCUACUUUGGCGAGUAAGUUCGAGAAACUUUCAACUGCAUCUAACUCAUCUCCAACUCCUCAGAUAUACUCAUUUGAGAACUUCAGCUCGUCACCCAGUCCGGGUUCGAUGGACUCCAAGAAGCAAAAAAUGCUGAGAUCAAUGAUGAUGAACGGCUCAAGCCCGACUAAUUUGCAGCAAAGGUUCAAGCCGAAGGUUUACAAAGAUAUCAGGGAAGGGAUGGUUGAAUUCCAGCUGAACGUUCCUGGGAAGAGGGGACAUUAG